AAAAGUGACUCAUCUAACUCAAAGUGAUUGAUUGUUAAACGAUAUUGAUAGUGAUUUUGAUAAUGUGAUUGUUGAGUAGGCAAAGAGAACGAAUUUUCAUUGAAUCGCUCAUUAUUUGUGUGAUAUAAGUAACAUUACGUGUACCUUUUGUUGACGAAGGAAUUAUUAACUACAAUAACCCAUAAUUACGAUUCGGGUAACCCCCAAGCUUGUGUCAUUUUCUUUCUUGGAUUGGCCAGUGUUUUCUUUCUAUUUCUUGUUAGUACCUGUAAUGGUGUUAGCGUUGUGCAAUUUGGACUAGGCUUAUUCAGCAUAAGUGUAGAUAAUUUUUAGGCCCCUUAAAUUUCAGCGUAAUAAGUUAGCCUACUCCAACAUGACUGCAGAUAGUAGUGGUGUUGAAUGGGCAUCCAUUGUGAAACCUAUUCUUGCUGCAUCUUAUGGAUCAUUCAAUAAAAAUGAUGUCACCGAGCUUGUUAAAGCAAUUGUUAAAAGUGAACCCGAUUUGUUAAACCACGAAGAACAAUAUGAAACAUUCUACACAUCAUUUGCUGCCUUGGCUGCGGAUUACAUAAGUUCCAGCAUUAGCUCAGUAUGCAAGGGCCAGCUUGGUCUAGUGUGUUCGGCGGCCCGAGUGCUACUGCAGUAUCUACUGGGCCGUCUGCAGUCCCAUGUCAACUACGAGCCAGCUGCUCCCAACACUAUCACAGCCAAACACCUGCUACUGCCCAUCAAGGCACUGUGCACUGCCUCGGGCCAGUUGUGCCGCAACGAGCAGAUAGUUCUGACCAACCUGAUGAAGAACGCUAAACUUCCUCCUCAUAUCAAGACCUCACUGCCAGGUGAUAAGGAAGCAGCGACCUUGAAGGAAAGCAAGAGCAAGUCCAGAUCAGAUUUGUCGGCGAUGAUUGCUGAACAGCUGAUGACUCCACUGCAUGACUUUGCACCGCAAAAGGUCAUCGCUGCCGAGUCAGCUGAGACUAAGACUUCCGACUCAAACACGACCGAGACCCAUCAAGACACUGAGCUGAUUUUCACACAGAAGAGCACAGCUUGCCUGCAGUCCCUGAAUGCAGGUGAUAUCCUGGUAGAAAUGUGCAUGAACCUACCACAGUUGAUGCGCUACCGGAACAAGUUCACAUCGGCCAUCAACAAGAAAGGCUUCAGCCUUCCCUCGACUCAUGCUGAAGCUCUGCUAGUACGACACAGCUUGCAAGUGUUGGUGAACGACAUCAACAUGGUAUGGAAUGCGUUGUCACUGCCUGUGCUGGAGCCACUUACGGAUACCAAGAUGGAGAAACUGUCCACCAUCACCAUGUCUUGCCUGUAUGCCGCUGUGUCUAUAGCUACGGCUAACAGCAUACUGGGCAUUUCAUCUGCCAUCUCGCCCAAAACUGCCAUGUCCAGCAAUACUACAGCUCCCAUCCCAGCCAAGCCAGGAGAAGAAGAAUGCAACCUAGACGCCCUGGCUGUGUCUGUAGUAGAGAAGUCACUGGAAAUAUUCAACCUCAUAUCUAAUGUGUUCAAGAAUUCUACUCGCGCUGGCGGUCAUAUACUACAGAACCAUCUGUUGCUGGGUGUCUGGCUGCUGAUGACUGGUCUGCAGAGUCAACUGUCUACCUCCAGUUUACUGACAGACAAGGGCAGCAAGGAGGACAAGGGGAAGUCUCCCAGCAAGUCUAGGGACGGCAGCUCCCGUAUAAACCUCAUGAAAGUUCAGCAGGGUUUUGGAGUGUUGUCAGUGGCGUUGGCCUGUCGGGCCCUGACAAUGAUGUCUGCCUUGCUUGACGACCUACAGGUGGAGUGUAGUGAUGGGACGGGGCCUGAGCCUACCCCCGCCCAGCUACACAUUCUUACACCAGCCACUGCUCUGCAGAGAGCUGCCAGAAUACUCACGUCUGCCUCGCUCAACCAGUUCCUGUUCUAUCUGGCCACGGUCAGCUACAGAAAGGCUUGUACCCUGAAGCGCAUCCAGAAACAUCCCCCCGAGGGUGAUACGUUCAGCACGUCUGACUCAACCACGUAUUACGACGACGACAUCAUAAGCUGUUCAGAGGAGAGCUCUCCAGAUGAAGACGACGACAGCGAACCGCUGCUGGGGCUGUGGUUUGAGGAGACCAUCGCAGUCCCUGACACGAGCCACCAGACGCAGAGUGGCACAGAGGUGGCGGACCCUGCAGGAAAAAACAACACUUCCCCCGAGACUGGAGGCAGCAUAGUGCCUGAGAAGGGGGAGCCCAACGGGUACAUCUCCUUGGCAUCGCAGAUUUUCCAGUUUAUGAACAAGUACCUGUUGAACUCAGAGAGUCCGUACAUCCAGCGCUAUGUGGAGACAGGUCUGGCGGAACAGCAGAUGGUGAUUCUGGCGGCCAUCAUCAGGGAUCUGGACAGAGAGACUGCCCGCACUGAAACUGGUACAAUCUCCGUUUACUUUGGAGCGGUGCUGGGCGUGUUGUACAGUGAGUUCUCACAAGCCCUGACUCGUUACACACACAACUUGCUGGCUCGCACUUUGUUGUCAGACAGUCUGCAGACGACGCUGUUGCACCACCUGGGCAUCAGUCCUGUACAAACAGCUGAUACUAACAACAACGCCUGGCCUCUGCAGGUGUACCCUCGCACACUGGCAGUUCUGGCACAGAUUUUGUUGCUGAAGCCUCAAACAGAGAAAGAAACUUCUAUCAUCAAUAUUUGGAAUCGUCUCAUCCAUACUUUGGUAGAGAACAUUACCAACUACAAUCAAGCAUAUGAUGCUGACAAUGAAGACAUGAACGUGGAGCAUGCCCAACUGCUGCUCUUCCUGUUCCACUCUCUGAACUUGAUGCAGAAGAAGUCUGUUUUGCUGGCUUGUGCCAGUGGGAUCAUCAGGGUGGGGGAAAGCUCUGUCAGAGGUCUGAUGAGGGAGACACAACUGUUGUGUCUGUCUAGGCUGCUGCUGCUGUUUGAGUACAUGAUGAAACACCUGUAUGACGCUCCACCAGUCCUGCUCGAACAGGUCCAGUGGAACCUGUUCAACGCCACCAGCAUGGUGGGAGACACGGUGCAAGGGCGAGCACCUGCCAGGAUAUUCUGUGCAUGGAAGGAGAUUGAGGCCAACUACCGCAAGUUGGGUCCACAGGACGAGUUCUCCAUGAAGCCACGGUUCUACACCAUUGUCAAUGCCGAGCUAAACAAUCAGGAGCACCCUAAAUUGGAUGGACUGGCCUGCAAUUUCAUCAUGGGUUCAGCUGAGAAAGUGAAGUACCCGCUUCUGAUGGACGUUCUCAUUGAAAUUCUCAACAUCACAGAUCAGACGAUUCCGAGCAUCAAGUCGACAGAGAACAAAAUCAGCUUUACGGCUCUCACAGCUACACAAUACUGCUUCUCCAUCUGCUGGAGGUUGCUACUGCAGCUGCCGCCCUCUACUCCGUAUUUUGACAAGCUGGCGCUGGGUCAAGCCAUGCCUGCCAGUCCACUACUGUUGCACUCCUUGGUCUGGGGUCCGAGAGCAGGACACAAGUUCUUUACCAGCUGGAUGAAGGACAACCUGGUAAAGCAAGGCAUGUACACUCAGUACGCAGAGAAUCUACUGAAGAGUGUGGCAGACACAGUCAACAACCCCAGAUAUGAUGUAACUCUCGCCAAGAACUGCAUCAUGUCUCUGAUGCCUCAUACUCAAACUGAGGGAUGGCUGGUACCCAAAAGAGACUUACCCUCAGUAAUGGAGCUUUGUCUCAUGGACACUGUGAUUGCCAAGGUGCAAGUGUUGACCGAUGAUACACCUGCCCAUGCAUCUGCCACCGAAACUCCUGAUCUCAACAAGUCUUUUGACUUUGUAGAGCCCAGUCCUCACACUGAGUUGGCACAAGACUUGCUGCCCCAUGUUCUCCGUCUUACUGAAGUUAUUUUGGCCUGUAGCAGGACCAGUCUGAUGUACCAAAUCAACGAGAGCUCAGAGGCCAGCGGAGGCUACUCCCUGGGAGACUUCAUAGUGUUCCGUUGUGUUCUGGCUGUCUCGUCCUCGCGCAGUGUCAAGACACAGUCACUGUCCGCGGCGCUGACCGUGCUGCUGCCUACCAGCGUCAGAACUGCGCUGGACAAGUGGAACGCUAAUGCUGUCACUGACUUCCCCUCGAACACCUACGCCAAUGAUAUAAUCCCAGGAGAGAGUUAUGUGUUGGCUGUGGUCAACGCACACAUCUCUUCACUAUCCAGUCAGCAGACAUUCACAAUCAAUCCGUCUUUGAAACAUCUUCUACACUCUUUGGUCACCUUCAUCAGUGAACAUAUCAUGAAAUGUGACGAGACCAACGUGGUGAGACAGCAGGCAGUGCAGGUGUUAGCACCCCUGACACUCGACGCGUGCACAGAAUACCUGCAUGACAUUGCGUUGCGCACACUCGAGCGCACUGUGGGCGACCCUGAGACUGAGGCGCAUCAAGUGUGUGUCUACACCCUGGUGCUGCAGAACAUUUACACACUCAUCAUCAACUACACAGACGCUACCUCCAUCUGCAGUGACGCUGUCAACGAGAAGCUGCUGCAGGAGUGUUUGUCCUGGAUGGAAGGCUUGUUGGACAAGCCGAGCGGUCGUCAGGCGUUGGACCAGUUCUUUGACAACUCCAAACACGACCUGAUGCAGAUCCUGUUGUCCAUCGCGUCUCCUCGCACUUGUAAAUCCACCAUGUACAGCACCAAAGUGCUGCAGUUCUUCAACAAACUCUUCAAUGCUGCUGAGAAGAACGCAGGUGACGUCGCCCUAGAGCGACUGCGUGCCUCGGUACUCAACCUGGCCACAGUGGAGUCCAACCUGCUGCGUAACUGGCUGCGACACGUCAUACUGGGUUCCGCUAAACCCCCGACCCCCACAGUAGAGGCCCCGCCGUCAUCUAGCAGCAGCUCUGAAGCUUUCCCAGCCCCAGUCCCAGCCCCGGCUCCCGCCCCUGCCAAGACUGCGGAGAAGACCAAGACAGAACAGGCUGCUCCUAGACUGCUGCAGGAGAAUCAGCUGUUACUGCAGUAUCUUACCUUGUAUAUCAUCAGUGAGAAUAGUGAGAACGAUGCCAAAGAAGAUGUAGCAGUGACUCUGCUAGAAGCUCUGAUCCCCAUUGGCUCUCAGUUGCUGUCCACAGCCGAGGGUGUCGGGUUCAAGGAGUUGAUGGUUGUCAUGGCAACACUGGCAGAUGCAGGCUCUGGUCGAGGACAUCUACAGCUGUUUAUGGCUGCUGUGCAAUGGCUCGACAUUUGCAAGCAGAACCUGUGCAACAAGGAUGUACUGACCCAGCUGGAGGCUAGCUCAGUGGCUGCAGGCUCCAUGGUCGAGGCUACCUGCUACAUAGUCAACUACACUAGUGAUGUGAUCAGCGCGUUGUGUCCCACGGCUGGCGGUCGGGCCUCCUCACCCCCCUGGGACGGGGACACUCUCCCUCCCUCUGACCUGGACACUGACUGGAUGGACGAGUUGGGACACGAUGAUGAUGAGGAGAGUGGCGGAGAUGAUUCGGAUGAGGACAGUCUAUGCAACAAGUUGUGCACAUUCACCAUCACCCAGAAGGAGUUCAUGAACCAACACUGGUACCACUGUCACACGUGCAAGAUGGUGGACAGUGUUGGUGUGUGCACUGUGUGUGCUAGAGUGUGUCAUCGCAACCACGACGUCACCUACGCCAAGUACGGCAACUUCUUCUGCGACUGCGGUGCCAAGGAGAACAGCUCUUGUCAGGCUUUAGUGAAGCGAAGCCCACAACUGCAGCAAGAUAAUCUGCCUGGCCAGACUUCUUCCACCACCAACACCGGCAACAUGGGCAUGGAGCUGACUAGCUCUCUGAGGCGCAGACCUUCCUCCCCUACCUUGCCUGAGAGAGGGGGAGAGCCUCGUAGUCUACCUAGAGACAAACACAGGAUAGCUACACUGGCCAAGCAGCUGGAUGUGUUCUCCGAGACACUGACCAGUAUGAUAUGGAAGGAGGGCAGCAUCAUCAGCCCACUGCUGGAGCUGCUGCAGAGUCUCAUGCCUGCUGUGGAGGCUGCGUGCACCAGACAAUCACCUGUAGGGUGCUACCAUAGAGCACAAUCUGCAUUAGAACAGCUACACUCACUGGACAAGAAGUUUGAGACCACGGAUCAACUCAUGGUGCCAACACUAGGCUCACAAGAAGGUGCAUUUGAGAAUGUCAAAAUGAACUACACCGGGGACCAAGGACAGACUAUCAGACAGCUGUUGUCAGCUCAUAUGAUCAGAAGAGUGGCCAUGUGCUGCCUGUCGUCUCCCUACGGCAAGCGUCAACACUUGGCAGUAUCUCAUGAGAAGGGCAAGAUCACCGUGUUGCAAUUGAGUGCUUUGCUGAAGCAGGCCGACUCAUCUAAGCGCAAGUUGACUCUCACCAGGCUCGCAUCAGCACCAAUACCAUUCACAGUACUGAGUCUCACAGGCAACCCGUGGAAUGAGGACUUCCUGGCAGUGUGUGGACUAAGGGACUGCCAUGUACUGACGUUCCAUCCGUGUGGCUCAGUGGGAGAACACCUGGUACUCCACCCUCAGCUAGAGACGGGCAACUUCAUCAUCCGUGCCAUCUGGCUGCCUGGCGCACAGACCGUGCUGGCGCUAGUCACUGCUGACUUUGUCAAGAUCUAUGACCUGGGCAAGGAUGUGCUCAGUCCCCAGUACUACUUCCUGGUGCCCACAGGCAAGAUACGAGACGUCACCUUCAUCUGCCCUCAGGAUGAGAAGCCCACAAUGUUGCUGAUGUCGUCUACUGGGUACAUCUACAGUCAGGACAUGGACGAUGACAGCUCAGCCAAGCAUGGACCUUUCUAUGUGACCAACACUUUGGAUGUGUCGCAUCCAGAGAUCAAGGAUGUGAACGGCAGUGUGUGUGCGGGCGGAGUGUCCGUCUACUACUCCCACACGCUGCAGCUGUUGUUCUUCAGCUACGUGCAGGGCAAGAGCUUCAUCGCCCCAGUCAAGGCCCGGGACAGCGCGCUGGGGCCUGUGUUUCACAUACAGCUCAGCAGGCCAGCCACCACGACGCCGUCAGGGAAAGCCAACAACGCAACAUCCGGACAGCCGCAGCCUCUGUGUCAGUGGAGCGAGGUGCCUAACCAUCCGGGGCUGGUGUGCUCCGUCAUGCAGACUAGCAACAACCCUGUGAUACUGAUGGUGAAGCCAGACACAGUGUUGAUACAGGAGAUCAAGGUAGUGCCAGUGAAGGCAAAGAUCAUGGACACUGUGGCCAUCAGACACCCGUCAUCAGGGUCUGACCAUCGCACCACGCUCAUACUGCUGUGUGAGGACGGCAGUCUGCGCAUAUACAUGGCCGCCAUGGACCACACAGGAUACUGGCUGUCUCCUGCAAUUCAACCCAUCAGCACUAUGUCUAAUCUAAAAUCUUCUAAGAAGAAGAAAACACCUAAAGUGAACAAAUCUCCAGGCGCAGUCACUUUUCCCGUGGACUUUUUUGAGCACAGUACUUUGCUCAAUGACGUAGAGUAUGGAGGAAACGAUCUUCUCCAGAUAUACAACGCUCAACAGAUCAAGAAUAGACUCAAUACUACAGGCAUGUAUGUUGUGUCAACAAAGUCCACUGGUUUCAACAUUGAAAUCACCAACAAUGACGGGACGCAGGUCAUCACUGGCAUUAGAGUUCUGCUCGGCAACCAAGAUGUUCAACGAGUUCCAGGAUAUAUUGAGGUAUGUGGACGCACCACACAGACUGCAGUAGCUCGCAACAGGUGGUUUGACUUGCCUUUGACUCGAGAGGAGAGCUUGCAAGCUGACAAGAAACUGACUGUCACCUUCGGCCCUUCGCAAGACCCCGAGGGAGUCACAAUGGUAGACUCUAUUAAAGUCUAUGGAAAGUCCAAGGACCAGUUUGGCUGGCCGGAGGAGACAGAGGAGGUAACCAGCAACACAGUAGUGCCAACCCCAGCAACUGCUGGCACCUCGGCUGAGACUACUGACACUGCUACCAACUUCCCACCUACCAUCACGUCUCUUGACAAGGUGGUGUGUGGUAUACUGGAGGUGUUGGACAGCACUAUACUACUCAUGAGUGGAGAUCAGCAGAGCAAGGUGCCAGUGUCUACCCUCACUUCACUGGUGUCUUACUUGCUGAUCCUGCCUACAGCUUCCUGUGUACAGCGACAUGUCAAGUCUGUACUGGCCGCACUGCAUCCCACACGACAGUCGUACCACAACUACAAGGACCAGGUGUUACUUAGUUUCAUAUCCAAGUCGCUGGCACAGCUGCGUCAGGUAGAGAACGCCAAGGACCUGGACGCUGAGGCGUUCUACCGCCUGGUGCUUAUGACCAGAGCAAUUGCUGUCACCAGACCUCAGAAUCUGGCCAAGAACGCUACGUACGAGAGUUCAUCAGACUCUCAAAACAAAGGACCAGAGAACUCCAAAGAGCUGCUGCACCAGUUGACAGAGAUUAUGUGGAAGCUACAUGCAGUGAGACCUGCAAACCCUGCACUUGCGUCUGUCUGUAUACCAGGUCUGACCCACGUGGAGGCCACUAUACACUGCAUCGUAGAGAUGAUCCACUCAUACACUCUAGUAGACGGAAGUGACAGCACUGUCUCACUGGCCGUCAAGCUAUACCUAGCACUGCUGUUGUGUCCAGACACGACAGUCAGCUUCAGCGCCAAGCAGGCGUUCAUACGAGUAUUGCGGCCGAGACUCAAGCGACGCAGGGUGUUCAUCCCCUCCCCACCACACUGCAGCACGCCAGGUCAGCUCGGAGCUGCAGAGUCAGAGAAGGCAGGUCCUGUGUCUCAACCGUCACAAGAGUCCUCGGAGGCGGACCAGGCACACUUUGAGGUGGAUGCUGUGGAGCCCAUGGUGCUGCUGGGCGGAGGCGCUGUAGCUGGAGGUAGUGUGCCGGUCAACAUGCAGGUGCUGUUGGGAGCUGCAGGGUUCGCUCCUUUGCUUGAUAUCCCUCCUGAUGCGGACGACGAGACCAUGGUAGAGCUGGCUAUAGCUCUGAGUCUACAGGACCAUGAGGGUGCGGCCAAUCUGCAGAGUAUCACACAUGGGUUAGCAAACCUGCAUAACCUGGCGGGGCCUGCACUAGAGGUGCUGGCCACUCAGGGCCUAGCCCAGGUACCAAACCCUGCAGGCACCAGUCAGGAGGCCGGCCACUACAGUGACACCACGGCCAGCGCAGGUGCUAGUGAUGAUGAGGGCUCUACAGCAGCGACUGAUGGUAGCACACUACGCACUUCUCCUGCUGAACAGGGAGGCAGUGAGAGUGGUGGCAGUGGUGUAGACAGCAUCACUGGAGAACACAACUACAGCAUGUCCGGUCGCAGCUCAGCCUACGGAGACAACAUACAAGAGAACCUGGUGGGGGCUAGGAGUGAAACGAGCUCUUUGGGCGCUCCUGCUGGCUUCCAGAACCAAGAGCCAGAUGGCACUGAGGUGGAAGCUGAGGUAGAGACGGAGGGAGGCAUCAAGCUGCAUGACCUCAGACUCAGCAUCCUGGAGAAGCUGAUACAGUUUGUACCCAAGCUGACUGAAGUGGGCGGCGUCAGAGCAAUACCCUUCAUGCAGGUUGUGCUGAUGUUGACGUCAGACCUGGAUGGUAACGAGGAGCGUGAUCGUGCAUGUCUAGAGAACCUGUUGACAGCUGUGAUUGGUGAACUGUCCAUGCGUAGUCCUGACAUGUCCGACGUCUGCAAGAGAACGCCUCAGAGAGAGGUGCACCUGGUCAUCAUGCGACUGAUCAGUGUUCUAAUGUCCAGAUCCAAGUCCAGCAGCAAGUUCAACACAGACAACUGUGGCUUCAUCUCUCAAGUGACAGCCAGGAUGUUACAACAGGCUGGAGUCAUCGACUACUGUCUACAGCUGCUCAAGCAGUUCCUUUCCUUCUGGAAGGCGAGUGGAGGUGAGGAGUCGUCAGGCACUGUAGGCGGGGGAGUGUUGAAGCCUCACCUGAACAUGUCUCCGCCUGACAUGUCCCCGUUCUUCCUCAAGCAGUAUGUCAAGGGCCACAGCAACGAUGUGUUCAAAGACUACCCCCAGCUACUGACUGAGAUGGCGCUGAGGCUGCCCUACCAGGUGCAGAAACACUCCUGCUCACUCAUCACAUUCGAACAGGCCUGGUUCUACUUUUUGUGCGAGUACAUGAUGACCCAGCAGGCUCCGUUUAUAAGACGACACGUUCGCAAACUGCUUCUGUUCAUCUGUGGCACCAAGGAGAAGUAUCGACAACUCAGAGACCUGCACUCCCUUGGCUCUCAUAUCAAGGCUGUACAGCAGUGUUGUGACAACGGAGGGUUCUCUGUUGGAGGGAGUCAUCCGUUCAGUCUCAGCUUGUCCUAUGAUGCCCUAGUAGAGCUGAUAGAACACCUCAAGGCCUGUGUGGAGGUAGCGUCCUCACGCAUCAUCAACUGGCAACUCUACUGUCUGAGACACGAAACCAUCCUGUCGUUCCUGCUGCAGGUAAGCUGUCUGUUGGACGAGGUUGUGGCUCAAACCAUCCUACAACUGCUCCAGUGUGCCAUCUGUCCAGUAAUACCUCAGGCUAGCCAGAGUGAUAAGUCAGCCAAGAACGGCAACACUACAGGCAGCAGUGGCAGUGGCAGUGGCAAUGGUAGUGGCAGUGGAAGCGGAGGAGGCAGCAAGACAGAGAAGGAGGCUACCACAGAGACAAGUGAAGAAACCACCAACUGUGCAGCUCUGGUCAAACAGCUUAACAAGUGUGUGGAGAGAGAUCUGCUGACAAGGUUCAUCCGUACGUUCCUGCUGGACACCAACAACACCAACAUCCGCUGGCAGGCUCAUGCAUUGGUCGUGGCUAUAUACAAAAACUCAGACAAGGCAGAGCAGGAGACAGUGCUGGACUUGAUGUGGUCGCUGUGGCCCAACCUGUCCACCUACGGUCGCAAGGCUGUACAGUUCGUAGAUCUGCUGGGCUACUUCUCCAUCAAGUGUACCAGUGUCUCAGCCAAGAUGAACGAGUAUAUAGAGCAAGCGGUCGGCGUGCUGCACAAUCAGAACCAGCUGUUGUCCCAUCACCCCAACGCCAACCUGUACACUCACCUAGCGCAGUACGUGGAGCUGGACGGGUUCUAUCUGGAGAGUGAGCCGUGCCUGGUGUGUAACAACCCUGAGGUGCCGUUCUCUAGCAUCAAACUGUCCAGCAUCAAGAUUGACUCCAAGUUUACUACGACCACCCAGAUAGUGAAGCUAGUGGGAAGCCACACAAUCAGCAAGAUCACACUCCGCAUCGGAGACCUGAAGCGCACCAAGAUGGUUCGGACGAUCAACAUUUACUACAACAACAGGACUGUCCAGGCAGUGGUCGAGCUCAAGAACAAACCAGCAAUGUGGCACAAGGCCAAGAAAGUGUCUGUGGUAAGCGGCCAGACAGAGGUGAAGAUUGAGUUUCCGCUGCCGAUAGUCGCCUGCAACCUGAUGAUAGAGUAUGCGGACUUCUACGAGAACCUGCAAGCCUCAUCGGAGAGUCUGCAGUGCCCCAGGUGCAGCAGCUCUGUGCCAGCCAACCCCGGAGUGUGUGCAAACUGCGGCGAGAACGUGUUCCAGUGUCACAAGUGUCGAGCUAUAAAUUAUGAUGAGAAGGACCCGUUCCUGUGCCACGCCUGUGGGUUCUGCAAGUACGCCAAGUUUGACUACACUCUGACUGGCCGACCGUGUUGUGCCGUUGACCCCAUAGAGAAUGAUGAGGAUCGCAAGAAGGCCAUUGCUACCAUCAACAGUCACUUGGAGAAGGCUGACAGAGUGUACAAACAGCUUGUUGGGAAUAAACCAACGCUUGAGAUGCUGCUGGUGAAGAUCAGUGAGCACAGACUAGAGAGAAGCAGUGACGAGGCCAACACACAAACAGGCAACUCUACAGCUGUAGUCAACCAGGUGAACAGAGCCAUACAGCUGCUGGCCCAGCGCUACUGCGGUGACUGCAAGAACUCAUUUGAUGAGCUCAGCAGGAUCAUACAGCGAGUACACGCCUGCAGACGAGAGCUGGUAGCGUACGACCGGCAGCAGCUGGAGCAGUCACGUGGAGGUCGUAGUGGUGGCAGUGGAGCCAGUGGGAGCCGUCACGACAGUGCGGCCACCACGACAGCCGCAGGUCGCUGCUACGGAUGUGCCAGUGCCGCUACUGAACACUGCCUCACUCUGUUGCGAGCCCUCGCAGUAACGCCCAGCAGUCGCAAGAUAUUGUGUGCCCAGGGACUGAUACAGGAGCUGGUGGAGUUCAACUUGCGCAAGGGAACCGUUCAGGUGCAGGAGGAGGUCCGUCAGCUACUGUGCAUGGUGACCAGAGACAACCCUGAGGCGACAGAGUCCCUGUGUUCCCUCAUCAUGGAGCGUAUAUCAGUGACUAUGAGAGGUCAUGGCACAGUGGACCUGGGCUACUCUGUGAGACCUGAGAUAGCUCUACUGGCAGCUCUCAUACAGAAGGAGGACUCUUGCUGGGAGCUCAAGCUGAGGUCGGUGAUGCAGCUGUUCUUGAUGGCCAGCAAAGAUAACAAGUCACCUGUAGUGAUGGAGUCUGUGUUGUUGCCUUGUCUCAAGAUACUGCAGAGUCUGAUCAAGCCAGACCAACCUGGCUCCAAGAAGAACAAGGAUAAGACAUUGGAUGCUUUAGCCACAUUGAGACCUACGGAAGGAGUUCACAUUGACCGCAACAAAUGGUUAGAGAGAGACCCGAACCACACCUUUGAUGCUUGGAGAAGGAGAAUGUACUCCAAGGAUGCAGAAAUACCUCCUGCCAAACCCACCUCUAAGGAGGAGGUGCGAGCGCACUACAUGAUGGAGAAGUACGCCAAGCGGUGGAGAGAGCGCACCAUCAGUCCUGUGCAGCCACUGAGUCUCACUGACUCGGCGUGGCUCAAGAGUGUUCUGUUCAACUCCAGCUCUCGGCUAGCAAGGCAGGUCGCAUGUAACAUGCUUGAGAGCAUCUGCCAAGUUCCUGUGCGCAAGAAAGAGAUGCUAGACCUGUUGACUGGAUUCCUGGCAGAGCUAGGAGUGGCUGGUGAGAGUGCUGCAGAGUUUCUUUCCCUGUACCAGAGCCUGGUGCAACAAUCCCCGUGGAAACAGUAUCUGGCUGUCAAGGGGGUGCUGAUGUACCUCGCUGAGCUACUGACCAGAGAGAUUCAGGAACUUCACAGGCUAGAGGAGACAACACUCACCUCAGAUUUGGCUCAAGGCUAUGCCUUGAAGAUGCUGACUGAGCUGAUGGCCUCGUUCCUGGAGCAGGACAGUAUCAAGCAGCUGUACAAGGGACGGCUGGUGGGAGCAGUGCUCAACGGCUACCUGUCUCUGCGGAGACUAGUGGUGCAACGGACCAGACUCAUUGACGAGACACAGGAGAAACUGUUGGAACUGUUGGAGGAGAUGACUACAGGUACAGAGGCUGAGACCAAAGCGUUCAUGGCCAUCUGCAUAGAGACGGUGGAGAAAUGCAGCCAGGACGAUGUGAGGACUCCGGUGUUUGUGUUUGAGAGGCUCUGCUCCAUCAUCUACCCAGAAGAGAAUGACGUGGGAGAGUUCUACCUGACUCUGGAGAAGGAUCCUCAACAGGAAGACUUCUUGCAGGGCCGAAUGUUGGGCAACCCUUACAGCAGCAAUGAGCCUGGCUUAGGACCUCUGAUGAGAGAUGUGAAGAACAAGAUCUGUCAGGACUGUGAGCUGGUGGCCUUGCUAGAGGAUGACAACGGUAUGGAGUUGCUGGUCAACAACAAGAUCAUCAGUCUAGACUUGCCAGUCAGAGAGGUGUACAAGAAGGUGUGGGUGGCGGAGGGAGGAGAAGGUGAGGUGAUGAGAGUUGUCUACCGUAUGAGAGGUCUGCUGGGAGAUGCAACAGAGGAGUUUGUGGAAACAUUGACAGCCAAGAGUGAGCAAGAAGUGGACAACGAGGAGGUCUACAAGAUGGCCAAUGUUAUGGCUGACUGUGGGGGAUUGCAGGUGAUGUUGAAGAGACUAGCCAACAUCAAUGACACGAGCAGGUCCAGGUCACUGCUACAAGUACUGCUGAAGCUGUUGUGUCUAUGUGUCAAAGUAAAGCGCAACGUAGAGGUGCUGAUCAGACCUGAGCUAGGCACCGUCACAGCACUACUCAACAUCCUACAGCUGUGUCUGGCCGAUCCUACGCAGACUGCGCUCACUCAGCAGAUACUUGAUGUGAUGGAAACAGUGUUGUCGAAGGUGUCACUGUUGUCCCAAGAGGAGCUCAGCAGGUUUGCCACUACACUAGGUGGCCCUGAACACAUCAGGUCACUGCUGGAGAUGACAGAGACCUGUGUCAAUGUCCGUACCAACUCCACACUCCUACACCAUCUGACCACUGUGUUGGCAGCACUCACCUACGGUAAUCAAGACAAGAUGGCUGUCCUCAUCGACCACUUCCAGCCUUACCCAUUAGACUUCAACCGUUUCGACCUGGAACACACACCAGACAACGAACAAAAGAUGGAGUUGUUCUGUAACCUUACAGCUGGCAUUGACCACACACCUCUUGGAAAUACACUUAAAGAUCACAUCGUCUCCCUGGGUAUUGUGGAUAAAGCUCUGGAGUAUGUUUCGAUGCACGCUCCACCAGUCAAGCCUUCACUGAUGAGAGCAGACAGUGAUGAGUGGAAGGAGUACAUCUCUAAACCUUCACUCAAGUACAUCCUUCGUCUGCUCACUGGCCUGGCCACCCAGCACGAGCCUACACAGUUGGCUGUGGCGGCAGAAUGUAUUCCUAUCAUCCACCGACUGGAGCAGGUGAGUUCAGACGAACAUGUCGGCUCACUAGCAGAGAACCUGUUGGAGGCUCUACGUACCAACACAGGUGUGGCCAACCGUAUAGAAGAGGUGCGCGAGCAGACACGGGCCGAGAAGAAGCGGCUGGCCAUGGCGAUGAGAGAGAAACAGCUGGGGGCUCUGGGCAUGAGGACCAACGACAAGGGACAGGUGACUGCAGAAAGCAAUAUUCUGCAGCAGAUUGAAGACCUCGGAGAAGAGACAGGGCUCGUGUGUGUUAUCUGCAGGGAAGGCUACAAAUUCCAGCCUGGCAAGGUGUUGGGUAUCUACACGUACACCAAGCGUUGCAAUGUGGACGACGCUGAGACUAAGGCUCGCAAGACCAUCGGCUACAGCACGGUGACUCACUUCAACGUGGUUCAUGUAGACUGCCACAUGAAUGCUGUCCGACUGGCGCGUGCCAGAGACGAGUGGGAGUCAGCGGCUCUACAGAACGCCAACACCCGGUGCAACGGACUACUACCACUGUGGGGUCCUCAGGUGCCAGAGUCAGCCUUCGCCAGUUGUCUGGCUAGACACAACACCUAUCUACAGGAGUGCACUAGUCACAGAGACAUCAGCUACGUGUCCACGGUUCAUGAUCUCAAACUGCUGCUGUUGAGGUUCGCGCAGGAGAAGAGCUUUCACGAGGAUGCUGGAGGUGGUGGACCGCAGUCCAACAUGCACCUCAUACCCUACCUGCUGCACAUGGCGCUGUAUGUGAUCAACACGACACGAUGUGGCAGUAGAGAAGAGAAGAACCUCAACACCUACCUGGAGUGUGCCGCUACAGAACGGUGGAUAGAGUCUAGCUACGAGGCGGAGGGUCCACUGUACUGGGCCACGCUGUCUCUGUGUCUACACUCACCUGGGCGCUGGCGUGUGACUCGCCUGGCACACCUGCGUCGUCUGCUAGUGCUGGCUCAUGUGAGACACUCAAGCGCACACACCAUCACAGACCCUGCGCCUGCUGACUACAGUGUCUACAAGAGCACACUGGUCUUCUUCGGUCUGGUGGACAUCAUAUACAAGCAGUACUUCAAGGGUAUCUCAGUAAGCAGUGAGGAGCAAUGGCCUACCACUCUGGCAGACUACAUCAGACACAAUGACGAGACUCUGCUCAAGUGUUCUGAGAGACUGAUGGCUGCCUACACAGACGAGCUGUUGCCUGCCACGUCCUUCGAGGAGAUAUGCGACGUCCUUGGUUUCCUGAACGAAAUCACUGAUCCUUCAACCUACAUCAAGGACAUCCUGACUGGUCUAAUCUCUUAGAAAAAUUCACCUAGAUGCAAACUUAUCACUUAAGAGUUUUGAAAUUUUUAUAAUUUGGGCUGUUCUUACAGAUUUUCAUGUGUGGUUUGUUAAAAAGAAUUGUAUUAAGCUUAUUAUCUUAUUCUUAAUAAAUUAUUAU
Macrosteles quadrilineatus (aster leafhopper) is the source of this 16136-nucleotide messenger RNA. RefSeq names its product E3 ubiquitin-protein ligase UBR4-like. Gene Ontology annotation, molecular function: protein binding; zinc ion binding. The coding region runs from base 374 to 15997 and encodes 5207 amino acids. The transcript is spliced from 86 exons. Lineage: Eukaryota; Metazoa; Arthropoda; Insecta; Hemiptera; Cicadellidae. The record is from RefSeq and is a predicted model, not a curated record.